Acanthamoeba castellanii str. Neff is the source of this 744-nucleotide messenger RNA. RefSeq lists its product as uncharacterized. The transcript is spliced from 3 exons. The coding region runs from base 1 to 744 and encodes 247 amino acids. NCBI's taxonomy places the organism in Eukaryota, Discosea, Longamoebia, Acanthamoebidae. The record is from RefSeq and is a predicted model, not a curated record.
AUGCACGCGCGCAGUUUGCCGACUGCCGACAAGGAUCGAUCGUUGGCCUCCUUGCGGCGCCACCAGCAGGAGCUGCAGGCGCUCAAGAAGAAGCUGAAACAAGCCGAAAUCGCCUUCACCACGAGCAGCAACAGAGACAGUCUAUUCAACAAUGGGGCCGUGGAGCUGCAGGUGACGUCGAUGGACCAUCGAGAGCGAUUGAUCAAGGUGGUGCAGAAGAAUGAGGAGAACAAAGACCGGCUCAUCGCCUCGCGACAAACACUCGAACACGUACGUCGUUCCCUCACUUGCUUGGCACCUGCGCUGGUGACCAUCACCAUCACCAUCACCAUCACCAUCACCAUCACCAUCACCAUCACCAUCACCAUCACCAUCACCAUCACCAUCACCAUCACCAUCACCAUCACCAUCACCAUCACCAUCACCAUCACCAUCACCAUCACCAUCACCAUCACCAUCACCAUCACCAUCACCAUCACCAUCACCAUCACCAUCACCAUCACCAUCACCAUGCAACAGACAAUAGACAUAGCCGACGACGUGCUGGAGGAGUUGGCCGACCAGCGAACGCGCAUCGAAAUGAUGCGAGAAAAGCUGCGAGGGCUCAACGCCAAGCUGGACGAGGCGGGUCUCAUCAUCGGCCGAAUGACACGGAGGAUCAUCGCCAACAAGUUCUUCCUCCUUCUCAUGAUCAUCGUUCUCAUCCUCGUCGCCGGCGCCAUCUUCUACAUCAAGUUCUUCUAG